GCUGCGUUACCGAGAGCUGAUGGAGCCAGAUGAGAAAGGCAGGAGGCGAGCCCCUCCGGUUGCGCGUCAGCUUCCCUCAAAUAGGAAUCCGCUGCUGUCACUCCUGCCCCACAUACUGAGCGACGGCCGCCUGUAACCCUGAAACAACAGUCUUAAGCGAAUUUCACUGGGCAUGCAGCUGUUUUUGCAUGUAAUGCCAAAGAAGAAGAGUAAGGGGAGGCUGUGAGGAGGCUGGAGCCUGGCAAAGAAUGAUAGUGAGGAUCAAAGCGCGCUGUCCCAGGAGAACUCAUCUGAAGAGCUGGCCGCGAGAGACCGGGAUGCUCCUCUAACGCACCAGGAGGCGAGUUUUCCUGAGCAGACGGAGUUUGAGCUCGAGUGGAAGUGAGUGAGUAAGCAAGAGGGAGUAGGUGUCAUGGAUGAUGAAGAGACAAAUGCCGUGGACCCGACCUACCAAAACUUGCUGCUUCUUGGAGCCAUCGCAGCAGCAUCUGCUUUUGUGGUCACCAUCCUUAUUGUCCUUGUCUGUGUUGGUUGCCAAAGAAAAAGCAAGAGCAAGCACCCCCCAGCCGGAGAGAAAGGGACAUCUGUAAAUAUGCAGGGUACCCUUCGACACCCAAAACUGAACUCCAUGAGCAAAUCUGACACCCGACUGCAUGAGAUCAAUCGCUUUCCCUGCAAUGGAAACUCUGUUAGCAAGAGCCGUCCAGCCAGUAUGGACCUUCUGCUCCUCCACAGCCGGCGCUCACAGACGGACCUGAGGCCCUCCCAUGGGCGCCAGCUUCCACAGAUCCCCACCAGUCCCCAGGGAUCUGGCCAUGGGGGAGGAGGGGAGACAGGAGGGGAUGGGGUAGGAGGUGCAGGAGGAGGGGGGGGAGGGGGAGGAGGAGGAGGAGGAGGAGGAGGGGAGGCUAGAGACCACACCUACACCGAGGUGGGCAUACGGAACAACCCCACCCCAACCCACUGCCUGGAUGACGGCCUUUAUGAAAGCGUAGGUGUCCGGGAAGGUGACGCAGGCCCCAAGGUACCCUCGGCCCCGCCCCCAACAUCAAACAACACUCCGGCUACAGUCAGAGCUGCUCAAAGUCCCCCAGCUCCAGCCAACGGAGUUCGCAAUGGGAACGGGCAUGUGAAUGGUGGCAGAGGGAACGGCAGAGGAAAUGGCGCCAUUAACGGGCCGAUGACAGGAAGAGGUAAUGGUGCGAGUGGAAUCAACAGGUCCCCUCUCUCUUCUGUCAACUCACUGGCCAUUCAAGAUCCAACUGCAGCUGAGUAUGCUUCCAUACGGAAGUUCAAAAAGGUCGACAAGACCAACAGGAAGGAAAAUAACGGGGGCGACAGCCAGUCAGACAGUCAAUCGAGUGUGAGUGAUUCACCCUCUACAGCUCCUCUUCCACUACAUCGCAGUCAGGAGUUUCUGCGCAAAGGACUGGAGCCGUUUCACCUGCACUCCUUCCCAAAGGAGGCAGUGUUCAUGGGUAACGGUGAGCAGUACAUCUGGAAGCCUCCAGAGGAAGAUGACAUCAUCACUUUGCACCCACCUCCACUCCGUGCAGAGAGCAUACAAGGACACCCAUCGCCCCCAACUGCAAAGGAGAUUGCAGACACCUACUCCAUUGUGUGUAAAACCCAGAAGAAGAAACCUCCCAUGGAAAACAACGGAUCAAAGACCCUCCCACGCUCCUUUGGUGGAGGUUCCCGGGGCAGAGGCCGAGGAGUUCAGGUCCAAGCACGUUCCCAGGAGGAGCCCGGCUAUGAGCCGAUAGGAGACCGGUCCUGGCCCACAUGUGCAAUGACCGAGUCUGACCCUGCGUACGCUACAAUCGACACCCACCGGAAACGGGAGCAAGCGGCAACCAAUAACAGCACAGCUGGGGGUUCUGCCACUCUGAAGAGAAAGAAGCAGACACCGCAGCAGCCUGCAGCACCAUCGGCACCUCAGAGCUCAGGACCCACCGCCCUGCCUACUAGAGGACUGCCUGGUGGAGAAAACUUCUAUGAGACCAUCAGUGAUGUGAAACAAGGGGGCAACAGCUCCAGCACCACUACCAUCUUUACCUUCAAUGAUGGGAUGGAGAUGUACGUCACUGGCCUGUAGCUGGCUGACAGGCGGAAAGGGCCCAGAACCCACUGGUACAGAGUCAUGAAAGGGACCCUCCUGUUCACCGGCCAACAGGUUGCUGUACAUACAGUAGAUACAAGGCCCUCUCGAGACAAACAACAUGAGGAUCCAUUUUGUGAUGACAUCAGGUAUAAACAGGGUCUUAAUCCAGGUUCAGACUUCCCUUGAUUGGUCUGUACUUCAGAACCAGCCUAAGCCUAGUCCAGCCCCAAUAUGGACCAAAUAUGUUUUAACAAAAAAAGAAAGAAAAGAAAACUAGAAUAUAUGUCUUCAACCUACUGUGUCAGUGACCAUACUCAACUGUUUGUGCAUCAUUUUCCAUAAUAUUUUAUUUUUAUAUGAACACUGUACUUUUGAAAGAGUAUGUGGUGUAACUCACAUCCUGAGAAGAACACACUUUAAUAUACAUUUAAAAAAAAGAUUUGCAUGCAUUGUGCAAACACACACAUGAGAAUAGACAGAAGUAGCAAGGUAUAUUGUAUGUAUAUUGGGAGUAUGAGGCACACUGUUAGCUGUCUCACACACACACACACACACACACACAAACACACUUAUGGGAGACUUAUGUAAUAUAAGCAGAUGGAUGUCACAGAGAUUUGCAGUGCUUAGCUCUCCCUCAGCAAACAUCUGAAACCGGUUCUCUGUGUGGCCUGUUGCCUGGCAGACAGCAUUGUGGUGCUUUGUUCAAACAUAGGCCUAACUUUUAUAGACCUGCUUAAACACAGAGUUAGGUGAAGGCUAUAGUCCCCAUUUUACAAAUUACUAUCAUCAAUGUGCCCUAAAUGUAUUAGCAGUUUUCUAUCAACGUACAGCCCUCAUAACUAUAAAAAAAGUGAGUUUUGCCUAAUAAUGUAACUUUCAAUCCACGCUCCACUUUGAAAAACAUCCGUAGCCUGAGGCAACAGAGGCAAACCCCCCCUACACAGAUACACACAUACUUGGCAGAGCCACGCGGGGUAAAGCGAUCAGGUCAAGGUCAGUUUAGUGGGUUGUGCAAGAAUUCCCCAGCUUAAUAUGGGUGAGACAUUUCACAAUGCAAAACCUUAACUGUAUUACUGGGAAAAAUGAGAGAAGAAUAUUUUU
Messenger RNA from Etheostoma cragini (Arkansas darter), 3205 nucleotides. Its product is annotated as cAMP-specific 3',5'-cyclic phosphodiesterase. The transcript has 9 exons. Lineage: Eukaryota; Metazoa; Chordata; Actinopteri; Perciformes; Percidae. Gene Ontology annotation, biological process: B cell receptor signaling pathway; negative regulation of T cell activation; T cell receptor signaling pathway. The coding region runs from base 413 to 2098 and encodes 561 amino acids. Gene Ontology annotation, cellular component: plasma membrane; membrane raft. The record is from RefSeq and is a predicted model, not a curated record.